Molecule: messenger RNA, 1821 nt
Organism: Halichondria panicea
Lineage: Eukaryota; Metazoa; Porifera; Demospongiae; Suberitida; Halichondriidae
Exons: 3
Coding region: 265-1716 (483 amino acids)
Molecular function (GO): protein binding
Source: RefSeq, a predicted model, not a curated record
AUUGUAAUUUAAUUGGCAGCCAGCCAUGCAGGACACUAGUUUGCAGCCUAUGUUGCAGCACAGCCACUGUAUUGUUUCAAAUUAGGUAAUUAUCUAGACUGGACUCUGCAGUGUCUUGAUGCCUAGUUCAAGCUAACUCAUCAUCUCUGAACGUUCUUGUGUUCUCGCUUGUCAGUGUACAGCAGAACAUAGACCAUUACAGAGGGCAUUCUCAUAUGUAUUACAGAUCUUGUAACUUCCUAAGAAAGCAUACUACUAAAGAUAAUGUCUCGACUGGAGAAGACGGCCUGGAAACACACUGGAGUCCCUCUAGCCAUUAGUGGCUCAGUCAAUCUCCCAGAGAUCUCAAGCCCUUUGAUAAACGAUCCGUUACUACUACAAGACGAGACUACAAUUGAUGACAACCUCUCCCCUACACUCUCAAUAGAUAGUGGUCGCUCGACCAGCUCUGAGCUCUGGCCAUCUCAUAAAUACCUGCUCUAUGGAGGACCAGGAUUUUCGAUAGCUACUCUGGAUUCAAGCAACGGCUAUAUCAAUCGAAUCCCCGUUCCUGUACCGCUUCCCUCGCCGUCUGAUACCCCACACACACAGUUCAGCCUGAGCACAGUGACAGCACUGGAUGUGAUUGGAGAGUGUCAAAUAUGGGCAGGCACUGAAUCGGGAUCAAUCCACGUCCUGGAGUUGAACUCUGAGCACAGAUUCCACGGACACUCACUCACAAACUUAUCAGAUUCCAUCACGUGCAUACACUCACGGCAACAAACCAGCUCUCCAGGGCAAAAAUCAAGAGUUGAUGUGCUAAUUGGAUGCUCAAAUGGCAACUUGACUAUCGUAUCUGGACAAACAAACCAGAGGGGAGGACUCAAAAACAGUUUGAGAAGCCCGAGAAAGGUCGUACCGCUUGGUGGGUAUGGUGGAAGUGAGGCGAUCAACUGUGUGACGUUUGUGAUGUGUGAUGAUGUGGAGAUGUGCUGGUGUGCCUGUGGAGCAAGUGUGGUGAUUCUCCGAUGCUCUGAUUGGAAAGAGCUGGCUCGCUUCAAUGCUCACAGCGACUCUCCCCCUGAGGAGCUAGUCUCGACAUUGGAAGUGUCCACACUGCUCGGGACUGAGAUAGGAGUCUGGUCAAGUCUCUCCAAGUCCUCUGCUGUGACUCUUUGGGACAAGCAAAAGUUAUCGCCCAAGAUGACCAUAGUGUGCUGGGACUCACACUCGAUUGCUGGCUGGCUAUUGGACUCCUCGGCGCAAAUCUCCGCUCUCAGCUACUUUCACCCGCUACUCUUUGCUGGAACAAGAGGUGGCCAUUUGAUGGUGUUCAGAAUUACGGAGGAGGAGAAAGCCGGGCACAGACUAAUAGCGGGAACACACUGCAGCUCUAGCCCAAUUGUUGAUAUUCACCCCACCCUUAUCAAUACGGACUUCCCCUCCCCUUCCACACCCACUCCUGCCGUCAAUAUCCUCAUUAUCUGUGGAGAUACUUCUGAAUCAAUGUCUAGCGGCUCUGCACAUCUAUACGAGCUUAUCUCAUCGCCCUACCAGUCCCCCCUCACAAGCCCCAUGAGCAUCACUGGUCGACUCUCUGUGACAUCCACAGCUAGUACACCAACGUCCAUGUCCCUCAAGAGACUAAGCAUCAGCGAAUGUGGCUCCCUCCCUCCACUUGACCUAGCAGGAGCAUUUCAUAAGUCUAGAACUUUAUUACCUCUCGGAACUGACUGAAUUGCACGUGCAUUAUUUAUAUAUCAUCAUCCCUCACUCACUUUUGUGUCUGCUUUAUAAUUAUAAUUAUAGUUGACAGUACAUGCUCAUACAUGUUCAAUAUAA